GAGGAGGGGCUCGCGCUCGGACUGAACGCCCGAACGCUGCUGUAUCUGCUGUGUGUGUAUAUGUGUGUGUGUAGCCUACGUGUACGUACAUUUAUACGUUUGUACGUGUGUGUAUGUGAGUGUGUGAGAGAGAAGGAGCGCACGCGAGGCCGGGCAUCCGCAGAAUAGCUCCGCUCCGGGUGUAGGGGGAUUGUAAUAGCACCAUUAUGGGGAGGACGGAGCACCGCGCACCGGCGGAGUGGACCACGGAACGACCGCGGGGGUCGCGCGCAGCAUCCUUAAGGUGUCCUUUUUUCCGUCCGUGUGAAGCAUAAACAGGAGCGGCUCCGUCGUGCCGGGAUUACCGAGGAGAUUAACGGGCUGUGUGGUUCGAUGACGGGAUACCGGUUCAGAGGUACGGAAUGUAAACGAUCUCCAAUCUGAGGAUUUACCCCCCAGCACACCCCCAGCAUCGCGGUACAUCCAUGGCGCUGUCCUCGUCCUACGGCGUACCGGGCCGCACCGGGCCACCGAGACCGCGAGGCCAGCGGCUCUGAAGCGGCUCCGUAGUCGUUCGCUUUCCGCAUGUCCGCCUUCCGCCUGGACCUGCACCACGCGCCUUCAGCACCACGGCGGCUGGACAGCGACCGCAUGGACUCCUCGCCUUCAGCACCACCGGAGCCGGACAGCGACCGCAUGGAGUCCCCGCUGGACUCCAGCCCGCAAUUCCCGCAGUGCCCGCCGCUCCACGCGCCUCCUCCUCUCUCAGAUACCGGAGGGCUCGAGCCUCCUUCGCCGCCGCCUCCGCCGCUGCUGCACCCAGGAGGCCUGGGCACGGCGCUCGAGGAGGAGCUAGCCAUGCUGGCGCGCGAGCGGGAACGGGAGCAGGAGGAGGACGCGGCGGAGCUGGCCGCCGCCUCGGAGGCGCCGCUGGAGCAGGACGUGGACCUCCUCGCGCUCUUCCGACAAAAGGAGAGGGACUUGGUCCUCGCCGCCAAACUCGGCAAAGCACUACUUGAACGCAACCAAGACCUCAGCAAGCAAUACGAGAACAUGAACCAGGAGCUAAACCAGAAGCUGGAGCACCUGGAGCAGGAGAAGCACGAGCUGCGGCGGCGGUUGGAGAGGCGUGAGGGCGAGUGGGAGGGCCGGGUGGCCGAGCUGGAGACGGAUGUGCAGCAGCUUCAGGGUGAACUGGAGAGACACCAGAUGCAGCUUCGAGAAGCUGAUCGGGAUAAAACCCGCGCCAUCACCGAGCUGUCGGAGCAGAACCACCGUCUACUGGAGCAGCUCAGCAGAGCUGCUGAAGUGGAGAGACAGCUGUCCAGUCAGGUCCACUCUUUACGGGAUGAUUUCAGAGAGAAGAGCCUCUCCACCAACCAGCACAUGACACGUCUCGAGAACCUACAGGCGGAGAUAAAGAGGCUGUCGGAGCGUAAGCGCGAGCUGGAGCGGCGCGUGACCGCCGUGCUGGAGGAGAACGAGCAGCUGCAGCAUACCGUGGACAGCCUGCGGGAGCGCGCGCUGGUGCUCGAGAGACAGUGCCACGAGAAGGACCUGCAGCUGAGGCAGGGUCAGCUGGAGCUUCAGGAGGUGCGGGUGUCUCACCGGCAGCUGAGCGCACAGCUGGAGGAGCUGAGUGAGGAGCAGAGUCUGCAGAGCUUCAGCACCAACAGCCACUCACUGCUGUGUGAGAUCGAGCAGAGCAUGGAGCAGGAGGAGCUGGAGCAGGAGAGGGAGCAGUUGCGGUUGCAGCUGUGGGAAGCUUACUGCCAGGUGCGCUCUAUCUGUUCUCACCUGAGAGGAAAUGACAUCACAGACUCCGCCCUCUCCACGGAUUCUUCGAUGGACGAAUCGUCGGAGACGUCGUCUGCUAAAGACGUUCCUACAGGCAGCCUGCAGUCCAGCCUGCUGGAGCUGCGCAGACUCACACAGAACCUGCUGGACGGAAAUGAGUCGACGGGCUCGCGGCGCAGUGAUGAGGAGGUGUUGGAGGAGCAGGUGAGGAAGCUCGGAGACGAUCUGAGAGACGUGAGAGAACUUUUUGAACAGGAACAGGAAAGAGUGCGCAGUUCUCAGGAAGAGAUGCUGCAGCUCCAUAAUCAGAUCGCACUGCUCUCAUUAGAAGUGUGUUCGUCUCGGGAGGAGAACGAGAGAUUACGAGCCAUGUCUGAGGUUCAAGAACCCAACGAACAGCUACAGAGCGCCAUCCGAGACCGAGACGACGCCAUCACCAAGAAAAAAGCAGUGGAGUUGGAGCUGGCUAAGUGUAAGAUUGACAUCAUGUCUCUGAACAGUCAGCUCCUGGACGCUAUUCAGCAAAAGCUCAACUUGUCGCAACAGCUAGAAGCCUGGCAGGAUGAUAUGCACAGAGUGAUAGAUCAGCAGUUGAUGGAUAAGCAUCAGGAGGAAUGGAGGGAUGCUCCGUACUCUUUCUCCGGGGCCGGCGUUGGCCCCCGCGCCCAUUCGGGACCCCCUUCCAGGCGGCCCCACCGCCUCUCUGAUCGGGACAAGCGCCUCUUCUCGUUUUUUAAGAAGAACUGAGUCGGUCUAGAGAGGAAGAAGCGAAAGACUAAAAAACGUGAAGCACUGAAUUAUUGUAGAAACGUUUUCAUCAUUUCCACUCAAAUAAAACAUAUAUUAUGUAAUUUAUUUAAGUGGAAAUGAUGUUUAGAUUUGAAUCAAGAUUUGAACAAUUAAUUCAGUGCAUCAGUCUAUUUUAGUGUAUACAGAAUAAGAGAAAGAGAGAGAGAGAGAGAAAAAAAAGGAAAAGCAAUGGCAGCAAACCCAGUGAUGGACCGAGCCAAAGACUAAUACAGUAGAGCAAAUAACCACUAAACCCACCACAGAAUCUUGUGAAGGCCUGGAGCCGUUUUGCACUUUAUCUGCCCCGAUCACUCCACUCCUUCAGAUCAUUCCAGAUGAAGUUAAUGUGAAUUAUAGAAAGCUACGUUCAGACUGCCAGCCAAUCCAAUUUUUUCCAUUUUUCAAAUUUAUGUAGAAUUUUCUGAUUUCUUUAGUACCUGAAUUAAGGUGUGCCAAUACAUUAAUACUGCAGUAUAUGCAAAGCACCGACUGGUUCAGCAGUCUAAAGUGCUGCCACUAUGAUCAAAAAAGAUUGCUAGUUCGAAUCCUGAUCAUGCAGCUUGCCAUCAUCU
Molecule: messenger RNA, 3137 nt
Organism: Astyanax mexicanus (Mexican tetra)
Lineage: Eukaryota; Metazoa; Chordata; Actinopteri; Characiformes; Acestrorhamphidae
Gene: bicdl1
Product: BICD family like cargo adaptor 1
Exons: 10
Coding region: 565-2523 (652 amino acids)
Biological process (GO): vesicle transport along microtubule; Golgi to secretory granule transport
Source: RefSeq, a predicted model, not a curated record